UUGAACUCAUUCCAUUUGUGCAGAAAAUUUUAAAUUUUGGGUUAGAACAAAGAGAAUACAUGCUGAUUAAAAAAGUAAAGGUUAAUAACUCAUUUUUGCCUGAACUUUGCAUUAACAUAUUUUUGGUACAUCGGAAAAGAAAAACAAGCUAAUAAAAUGAAGUUGCUAAGUCCUUAGAUAUUUGUUUCCACUCUGAUCCGAUUCAACAAGUGGAGCUCAGCUAAGAGAGUUGGAUGAUGAUAAGGGGAAGGGAAUUGAGAAUAAUGAUCUGAGUUAGAAGGAAAUCAAUUUGUUUUAUUUUUAUGAUUGGAGCAGGGCGGGUACUACUAAUUUCCUCCGCAAUAUUAAGACGAUCCAGGCGGAAAUAGAUCGUGUCAAAUUAAUUCUCCCAAUUGACUGGAAGACUGUGCAAACGCUAGAAUCUGAGUUAAGCAGGCAAUGGGAAGCGGAGGAAGUUUACUGGCAACAAAAAUCGAGGGUCCACUAAUUAAAAAAAGGGGACAAGAACUCGGCUUAUUUUCACACGGUCACUAAGACUCACCGGAAACGUAAUUUUGUGGCGGGCCUUCGAAAUGACGCGGGGGAGUGGAUCACUAAGGAGGGGGGUAAAGCAGACAUUGCCACGAGUUUCUAUCAAAAUCUCUUCUCCUCAGAAUGCCAAGUGCCUAACAUGAGAAACCGAGUGGAAGCAUUACCAAUCGACCGGCGGGUCACGGAGGAGAUGAAUGCCAACCUCACGGCAGUGGUCCUUCCAGAGGAAGUAAGAAAGACGGUCUUCUCAAUGGGAUCGAAGCAAGCGCCAGGGUCUGAUGGCUUUACGGGAAAGUUCUUUAAAUCCUUCUGGAACAUUGUUGGCGAGUCUGUCAUAGCUGCUGUGAGCUCUUUCUUUUCCACUGGAAGAAUGUUACGCAGCUUCAAUCAUACUUGGUUGACCUUGAUCCCGAAGGUUGACAAUGUGGAGAAUAUGAAGCAGCUCCGUCCCAUCAGCCUCUGUCAGUUUGUGUACAAGAUCAUCACCAAAAUUAUGGCAGAGCGCCUGGCUAGAUGGUUACCCCGUAUUGUUUCGGAAGGGAAAAAUGCCUUCAUUCGUGACCGCCAGAUCGUGGAAAAUGUCCUUCUUGGACACGAACUUAUGCAUUACUUAAAAACCAAAACGCGAGGAAAUAAAGGGUACAUGGCUCUUAAGGUUGACAUGGAAAAGGCCUAUGAUGGGGUCGAAUGGCCGUUUCUCCUGGCGAUUCUGGAUAAGUUAGGGUUUAAUGCUACGUGGCAAGGGUGGAUCCAUGAAUGUCUCCGAUCGAGUUCAUUUUCUGCUUUAAUGAAUGGCUCUCCGAAGGGAUUUUUUGCCGCCUCGAGAGGGCUCCGGCAGGGUGAUCCGUUAUCUCCGCUCCUGUUUGUACUGUGCACUGAAGGGUUUGCAGCCCUGCUCAGAAAAGCUAUACCGGAAAAUAAAUUGGAGGGAGUCAAGGUUGCCCCUAGGUCUCCUCGGAUCUCGCAUCUGUUUUCGCUGAUGAUUCGUACCUGUUCCUCCGGGGAUCUCUUCAAGAAUGAGAAAACUUGAUUCUGGUGCUUAACGAAUAUGAGGAGCUUAGCGGCCAGCGGGUUAAUUUGGAUAAAUCGGCGGUUUGUUUUAGCCGUAAUAUUGUCCUCCAGGAUCAAUAAUUCCUUGCUCAAAUCCUCGGUGUGGGGGCCGUGGGGGUCCAUGAUAAAUACCUCGGCCUACCUACCCUGAUAGCCCGAUCCAAAAUGGAUACGUACAGGUACCUGGAGGAAAAGCUCUUGGCUCGCCUGCAGGGGUGGAAGCAACGAACCUUGUUCUGGGCUGCGAAAGAAACCCUGAUCAAGGCGGUGGCUUUAGCUCUACCCUUACAUGUUAUGUCCUAUUUUCGUCUCCCUCUUUCGUUGUGUCGUUUAUUGGAUAGACAUGUGGCCAGAUUUUGGUGGGGAGUGGAGAAUGGGGAGUCUAAAAUCCCUUGGAUGUCUUGGCGUAACAUGUGCAGAAGUAAGCAUGAUGGGGGGAUGGGAUUUCGUCGUUUUGAACAUUUCAAUCAAGCGCUACUGGCUAAGGUUGGAUGGAGGAUCUUAAAUGAGCCCACCUCCUUGCUGGCCCAGGUGUAUAAAGGGAAAUAUUUCCCCAGGGGGGACUUUUUACAAGCAACGGCUAGAUCUCGCCCAUCGUGGGGCUAGCAAAGCAUUCUCUUUGGUCGUCAAUUGCUAGUGCAAGGCCUCCGGUGGCAAAUUGGGAAUGGUCAAGCCGCCCCUCUGUUGGAGAAUAGUUGGAUCCCUCGACUGCACCCGCACAACCCCGUUCCUAAUCCUCGCGUUUUGACUAAUGGGGGACACCCGGUGGUGGCUGAGUUAAUUGUUUCAGGGGAAGGGCGUUGGUGUGACGAGAGGCUAAGCCAAUGGUUUGAUCCCCCUACUUGUCAAGCGGUUAGGGAGAUUCCUCUUCCUCGCAGAAAUAUUGAGGAUCGGCUGAUCUGGCAUAUGAGGCCAGAUGGGGUUUUUACAGUAAAAUCGGCUUAUCAUCUGGUUGUUCGAAUGGACAAAAAAGACGGCCAGUGGCGAUCAACAAUUAGUUGGAUGGAUCGCUCUAGCUGGAUUAGAGUCUGGAAUGCCCCUAUUCCUCCUAAGUUGCGCAUUUUUCUCUGGCAAAUUCUGAAUAGGCUCCUCCCUACAACUGAAGCGCUAAUUGAGAAGGAAGUUCCAGUUCAUCCUUGGUGCCUAGUUUGCUGGGCGGAGUCGGAGACUAUGGAGCAUCUAUUCCUCGAAUGUCCAGUGGCUAGGGCUUUGUGGGACUAUGCGGGGCUGGAAUACUGAUAGACCAAUAAUUACACAUGUUUUUA
Molecule: messenger RNA, 2846 nt
Organism: Linum trigynum
Lineage: Eukaryota; Viridiplantae; Streptophyta; Magnoliopsida; Malpighiales; Linaceae
Source: the annotation of a GenBank genome assembly